AUGGCAGAAGAAAGUCUAUUUCGGAAUCUUCUUGAAAUCCUGAUGAGUGCCUCGAGUGAAAUUGAGCAGGCCUACAAGGACUCCUGUGAACUGGUAGAUCUAGACACCUGCCUGCUGCUCAUAGCAGAGUGCUUCAGAUGUCUGAGGAAUGCCUGUGUUGAGUGUGCCAAGAAUCAACAUGUCAUGAGGAACUUGGGUCUCAUCUCUACAUCUGUCCAUUUAAUCAAAUUGCUUCAUGGAAUACAAAACAAAGAAGAAUUGUUACUGACUGCUCUUCGUUGUAGCCUCCAGUUUCUUGGAAACAUUGCAGCAGGAAAUGGAGAUUCCCAGAAUAGCAUUUGGAAGUGUGCUUUCCCAGAUCUCUUCUUGACAUGCCUAACGUACAAUGAUGAGAAAAUUGUUGCCUGUUGUUGUAUGGUCCUGUUCACCUGCCUUAAUUCAGAGAAAGUGAGAGAACUGCUGGAUCCUGGGAACUUGACUGUGGCUGUCCAUGUCCUGAAAGCCUACAAAGAGCAGUUGGAGUCUGAGUGGUCGUUCUUGAUUGUUACAGACCAUUUGCUGAAAUGUCCAGAGUUGGUAAAAGCCCUCUAUGCCAAACUGAGCAAUCAAGAAAGAGUUACUUUGUUAGAGCUGAUGAUGACAAAAGUAAGUGAGAAGAACCCAGUUACUAGUGAAGAAAUUAACGUGUUCGUGAGACAUGCUGACUUCCUUACAGGUUGUUUCCAAGAUAAAUGUGAAGCCGUGCUCAAGUUAACUUCUGCAGCAGAUGCACAAGAUGAGGUAUGACUGAUAAAAACCAUUAUAAUGCUAGAGUGUGAAGUG
Messenger RNA from Pterocles gutturalis (yellow-throated sandgrouse), 822 nucleotides. RefSeq names its product ataxin 10 (gene ATXN10). The annotation marks the transcript as partial. Gene Ontology annotation, biological process: neuron projection development. The record is from RefSeq and is a predicted model, not a curated record. The transcript is spliced from 6 exons. NCBI's taxonomy places the organism in Eukaryota, Metazoa, Chordata, Aves, Pterocliformes, Pteroclidae. Gene Ontology annotation, cellular component: cytosol.